Messenger RNA from Schistosoma turkestanicum, 4573 nucleotides. NCBI's taxonomy places the organism in Eukaryota, Metazoa, Platyhelminthes, Trematoda, Strigeidida, Schistosomatidae. The record is from the annotation of a GenBank genome assembly.
UGGACGGCCAACCUUGGUGUAGUUUGUAAGCACACCAAAAAUCCUGAGGGUCAAGUAUCGGCGACGCUGCGGCGGAGUCCCAACACUCUCGCUGCAUGACGCUAUCAAUUUCACAUUAUAAACUCUCGAGAGUUAAAAUUGUUUUCAUUCAGUUUGAAGAACUGGGUCGAAUGUUUUGGUUUACUGCGUCGACAGAUUUUUGAAAUGGCAACUUAUUUAAUCUUAACAGAGUGAAUGUAAUGUAAUAAAACAUCGAUACCUUUUCCAGUUAGUUUCAUAUGAUUAAAACGCUUCACGCUGAACAUAAUGAUGACCAGAAUCUACCUUACGAAUCGUUCCCGUCAAGUGAUUAUCAGGUUCCUAAGUCAAUGAUAGAGAGCAGUAUAAAUGAUCAAGUUACAUGUGCAAGCGUUGAUCAAAUGAGCAAGAAGCCAUCUGGAAGAUCAUGGGCAAGAAGUAAACGUAUUUCACUUGGAUGUUUUGAAUGGAAUUCACGUGGAUUAUUUCGUCAAACUGAUAUAGGAUCAUCUAAUCGUUUAAAUUCUAUCAAUCCUAGCGGUUCACAUAAUUGCAUCGUACACAAUGAAGAUUUCACGUAUAUAUGUCAAGAAUCAUCAAAACCAAAGUUUAAAUCUGGUGCAGAUAGUCUGUUACAGCGUCUACGUAAACGUUCUUUUUCACGGGAUAAGCAUAAACGUGAUAAUAAAAUAGAAUAUUGUCGAUCUUCUUCAGCUCCUCGAUCUGUAUAUUCAUAUCAAAGUUCACCGGAAUUCGAGAUCAAUCAUCUUGAUAAGCAUUCAUUCACACUAAUAAAUAAAUGUAAUAAUUUGUUUGCUUCAAAUUUAAUUCCACAAAUUUCUUUAUCAAGAAGUGUUCCUGAAUUAAAAAAUCAUAGUUGUCUCAAACCAUCAGGCUAUUUAGACAAGACUAUGUCGUAUCAGUAUAAUGUAACGUCAUCUGAAUUUUAUCCUAAAUCAUCAACCUAUUUAAAAUCAUGUUUUUCAUCGCAAUCAUCUUUUCCUGUUAACAAUGAUAAGACAGAUACUAUUGCUGCUGCUACUACUACUACUAUUGCUAGAACUAACAGUAAUCAAAUGGAAUUGUCAAGAAUUGCCAAUUCAUCCUAUACUCUUCCAAUGAAAAACAAAACCACAAUUAACCAUGAAUUAUAUCUUCAAACAAAUUAUCACACAUCUAUCAAUGAUACUAUAUUGCAUGGUAACUUUGUUAGUUCAUCUAUAGCACCAACCUCUGCCACCAUGACAGAUUCAUCUUAUUUAGGAUCUAAUUCUGAUUGUAUGGAUAUUCCACAUACAAUGAAAUAUUCCGAUUCAUUUGUGUUAUCGGACAAAAAACAGCAAUAUCAAGCUCCUCAUAAUCCUUUAGUCUCUUCUAUGUACUCAGAAGUUUGUCCUGAAUGCUGUUUUACAUAUGAUAAUAAUAAUCAGAAUACAGCAGCUAACAAUGGUCAAAAUCUACAAUUAAAUUCCCUUAGUUAUUCUUAUGGAAUGAAGCAUUCACCAGCACAUAAAUCUAAUAACUCUUUAAAUGUGAUUAAAUUCAACGGAAAUUUUACCAAUGGUGAAAAUCAAUUAGUCACUUUGAGCAUACCAACAACAACAACAAAUCCUUCAACUAUGACAACUGAUCAUUUAUUAAAUAACAGUAAUAUUGUAGACCUUGACCAAACACAAAAUAAUUCAUCUUGCAAUUCACUCCGACCAGAUUCUCUUCUUUCCACGUCAACAACAACAACGACAACAAGAGAAUCAUCUUGUUCUGACUUAUCACCGAAUUCCAUGUCUUCACAUGAUUCAGCUUUAGGCGGAGAGAAAUUUCAGUCGGAUAUUGGACUACUGAAAACUAUUUGUCCGGGUACAAUCACAACAUCAUCGACCACAAAUUGUAUGAAAAAUAUUGAACAGUUGAACUACUUGAAAUCAUCUGAUGUGUCAACAUGUAUAAAUAAUAACAAUAGCAGUUUGAAUCCUAAAGAUUUAUAUCCUAUUCCACCACUGUGUGUGCCUGCUGGAAGUUUCUGCUGUUCACACACACCACCUACUCCGAUUAGACGACCAUGGUUAGGCAAUAAUUCAGGACAAUUAGUCACUGGAAGGAGUCGAUCCACCGGACAAAAGCGUUCAGUUUACGUAAAUUCUUCAAUAUAUCCAAUUCCUGAAAUGAUACGAAAUAAUGACACCAGUGUAAACAGUCGUAGUGGCUAUGCAAGAGAUCAACAAAAUUCUACCGACACUACUAUCACAACCUCUUCAAGUUCAAAUCCUGUGAACACAUCCAAAAUAGAAAAUAUCACUGUCAUUAGUAAUCAUACUAAUGACAAAACCACACUAAAUAAUAUAUCUGGUACACCAGUCCCCUAUUGGACACAUUUAUUACCAUAUCGUACAUCAACUGUGCCUCAAAAUUUAUCUGGUCGUUUGAGAAAAUCGGAAACACUCCCAAAUGACUGGAUAGAUCAUGAGUCGAAUAAAAUUGUGGAUCAUACAACCCAUUCGAUACCUAAAUCUACAUCAUAUCAAUUGAAUUCACUAAGUCAAAAUCAUAAUGCACAACAUUCAAAUCAUUUUGAUGGGUGUAAAUCACGUUCAUAUGUUAAUUUCAACUCUAACCAUAUUAUUAAUACUACUUCUACUACUACUAAUAAUAAUGCUAAUAAUAAUAAUAAUAGUGUUACAGAUAACACUAACAACGUAAAUCGUAAAGAAACUAAAUCACCGCCUCCAAGACCUCCAAUCAGAACAAGUUCACAUGUUGUACCACGUCAAAAUAUUACUUCUUCCUUAUCAUCUUCAUAUUGUCAUCAUCGUCAUUGUCAGAGACAUUUUGCUUCAGGAUUACUAGAUAAAUCUACGAAGGCCAACACAAAUGAACACAGUAAUAAUAAUAUACUGACGGAAAAUUCAAAUGACAAAAGUAUCGGUGAGAGCCCUAUACUUUGUCGAUACUCACAACUUUAUUCCUUGAAUGCUGAAGCUAGAAACACUAAUACUAAUGACAAAAGUAAUAAUACUAAUUCUCCUUAUUCUCACAACACAGUAAUAAACAAUAUGACCAGUUCCAAUUAUUCUUCUAUUGAUGCUUCAAAUAAAAGAAAUACUGCCGUUCAUCCUCAUCAAUAUAUUCUCUAUGAACAACGUCAGCAGCAGCAGCAGCAGCAACAACAACAACAAUCUCCUAUUCAUCAUCAUCAUCAACAUUCUGUUCAAUAUCAUCAAUGUCAAUCGCAUCCUUCAAAUAAUCGAAGCAAUUAUAAACAAUUAGUUGAUUUCGAUAUGAAAAAAUUAGGAAAGUAAUCAAGUUCAGUCACAAUGGUUGAAACCGAAUAAAUUUGGUAGCCUUACACUCAAAUUUUAGGUUUGUCCAACUACCAUGAAUUAUCUUUUCAAAUUGUAUUUUUUAAACAAUAAAUUUAUUUCCUACCAUUAAAAAACCAAUAAGGAUUUAUAAUAAAUCAUUCUGUUAUAAAAAUAGACUACUUAACAGACCGGUUAAUUUCAAAUUGAAUUCUCCUCUUACUUUUAUGUCUGUCUUAAUUUACUUUUCUUUACGGCUUAAUUUCGUCACUAAAAAUAAUUUUUACUAGAGACACACAUUACAACUAACAACUAUCGUCUCAUCUGUCUAUGAUUGCAUUUUUGAUUUCAGCAACAAUUAUAUUGAUAAUAAUAAAAAAAAUCCAACAUUCAUUAUUCCAGUGAUUACUUCCAAUUAUCUUCAAUCAAAAGUUCCUUUCUGCGGUGACUUGUUGUAUGUUUUUUGUCACUUCCUAUUGAUUUCUCCAUCUACCCAUCUACCCUCUUAAUUAUUUGUUGUUUGUUACGAAAUGACUUUUAUUCCAUGUAAUCUGUCUGUGUAACCUGUAUCCGGCAUAUUUUCUAAACUGGAUACAAAUUGAAUACCACUGUUACCAUUAAGUAUUGUGAAUGGUAAUAUCAUGGCUAUAAUCAUCAAUUUCUAAUGUAACAUUAUUUGUUUUUGAUUCACUGAGGCUGUGCAACUAUCUUCAUUUGUUUAUCAGCAGCAUUCUCUCAUAGAAUCCGUACAUAAACACAUCUACACACACACACACACAUGCGAUUCACAUCGAACAAUAGUACUUCACCUGCAGGCUGUUUUCUGUUUGUCUUCUCGUCAUUAUUCUUCGUCAUGUUCUUUCUUGAUUUCUUUUUCCUAAUUCAAUUUGCUUUUAUUUUUUAUGAUUAUGAAGUAAAUUACAUAUUGUUUUUAAUGGAAUUUUUUUUUUAGGAAAAUUAUUUUGCAAUAUGUAUGUUUGUAUGUAUUUAUGUGUGUAUGUAUACCUGUCAGCAUGUCGAUGUUCAAUAAUGAUGCAAUUUAUUGUAGACCUGUUUAAUUGAUAUUCAUUGUUUUUAUUAUCACGAUGCAUUUCAUUAAACUGUAUGAUCAUAAUUAUCAGUUUAGUGUGUGUGUGUGUGUUUUUUUUAAUUUGGCAAAACCCGAACAUCGUCAAUACAAUUUAUUGAGCAUAAAAAUUUUCCUUUUGAAAAUUAACGAACAAUAAUAAUUGCAGACACUGAAAAAUCUUUGCAAUACA